Pistacia vera is the source of this 1805-nucleotide messenger RNA. Its product is annotated as ribulose-1,5 bisphosphate carboxylase/oxygenase large subunit N-methyltransferase, chloroplastic. The coding region runs from base 99 to 1805 and encodes 568 amino acids. Lineage: Eukaryota; Viridiplantae; Streptophyta; Magnoliopsida; Sapindales; Anacardiaceae. Gene Ontology annotation, molecular function: protein binding; protein-lysine N-methyltransferase activity. The transcript has 13 exons. Gene Ontology annotation, biological process: peptidyl-lysine monomethylation. Gene Ontology annotation, cellular component: nucleus. The record is from RefSeq and is a predicted model, not a curated record.
AAUGGAGCUAAACAGUCACUAAAGAAACAUGUAAGUAGCAGUCAGUCUACCACGCUCUGCCCUCUGUUAAUCAUUUCUAUCGUUUUUUAAGUUCUUCAAUGGAAGCGGUCGAGCUAUGUUUAUCCAACGGCACUGCGGAGAAUGCUGAUAAUUGCUCAAUAGUUCUUGAGCUCACUGAAAAUGAUCCUUUAUUUGAUAAAAAGAAGAAACUACUACUUGAUAAGGGUUUUGGAGUCAAGGUACAGAUAUACCUUAAGAGCUCUUCAUCUCUUGAUUCAAUAAGUAAUACUUUGGAGAGAAUGCUUCAGAUAGGAAGAAUAAUCCACUUGGAUGAGGUGGAACUCUAUUUUGGUGAACAUGAUACACAACUCGGAUUUUACAGCACUAGGAACGAACUGGAAGCCCUUAACUCCAUGCUUUUGCUUGUGAACAACUCACUCUCUGGUCAAACGUAUAAGCAAGUGAAUGUUUUGCAAGACUUACAAGAGGCAGUCAUUGAUAAGAUCCACAAAAUCGGGAAUAAGUAUAAAGUUGAAAUGAAAAUUGAUAAAACUUAUAUUGGUGAUAAGGAAAAGAUUUUAGUACAAUGGGGUGAAAACAAUGGCGUUAGAACAAAACUGGAGAUUGCUUGUGUAGAAGGAGCUGGUAGAGGAACCAUUGCAAUGGAAGAUCUGAAAGUUGGAGAUGUUGCUUUGGAGAUCCCUGUAUCAAUUAUCAUUUCUGAGGACAUUGUAUACAAAUGUGACCUGUAUAAUAUAUUGCAGAAGAUUGAUGGCAUGUCCUCUGAGACUAUGUUGUUGCUGUGGAGCAUGAAGGAGAAGCACAAUUGUGACUCAAAAUUCAAGAAUUACUUUGACACUCUACCAAAAGAAUUCAAUACAGGAUUGAGCUUUGGAGUUGAUGCAAUAAUGGCUUUGGAGGGGACCUUGUUGUUAGAAGAGAUAAUGCAGGCGAAAGAGCAUCUUCGCAAUCAAUAUGAUGAGUUUUUUCCAGCACUAUGCAAUGAUUAUCCUGAUAUAUUUCCUGCGGAGUUCUAUACAUGGGAGCAAUUCUUAUGGGCUUGUGAACUCUGGUACUCUAAUAGCAUGAAAGUCAUGUUUGCUGAUGGAAAGCUGAGAACUUGCUUAAUUCCUAUUGCAGGCUUUCUUAACCACUCGCUAUACCCACACAUAGUGCACUAUGGCAAAGUAGAUUCUGUAACAAAUUCCUUGAAGUUCCCUUUGUCAAGACCUUGCAGUGCUGGAGAACAGUGUUGUCUUAGUUAUGGAAAUUUCUCUACUUCACAUUUAAUUACAUUUUAUGGUUUCUCACCACAGGGAGACAAUCCAUAUGAUGUUAUUCCAAUAGAUAUUGAUGUUGGUCAGGAUGAUUGUAUUGAGGAUUGUCCCAUGUCAAACUGGAGCACCCACAUGGUGCAGGGUACUUGGCGCUCAAACAAUCACAAUAUUUUCCAUUAUGGCUUGCCUACUCCAUUAUUGGACUAUCUAAGGAGAGUUCGGAAUCCUCUCCAGCAGGAAAAGGACCUUUCACAAGCUAACUUGGAAAUUGAAUUAGAAGUUCUUGAGACCUCCACCCACGUUCAGUGCAUGAUGGAAAUCUUGAGAAAACACGAGUUGGGAUGUGAGUUAGCAAUGGAGUCUAAAGAUCUACAAAGGAAAUUUCUCCUCAUUUUGACUUCGUGUUCUGCUGGUUGCAAGUUGGUUGAAAGUGUUGCUCUGUUGAUUGUGAUUUGUUGUAUGAUUUUGGAGUUGUUGAUUUUUGACCCUUCAAAUAGCAAGAUCAUGAUCAUGAGUCAUGGAGCAUGA